GCGCGGUGGGAGAGGCGGCAAGGCAGCGGCAGUGCGGGAGGCAGAGCCCGGGCUCGGCCGGCUGCUGAGAGGGAAGAUGAGCACGGAGGACUCUGGCAAUGGGACCUCUCCCACCACACCUCUCCUUGGGCUUCUGGAGCCGGUGCCACCCAGUGCCGCAUUCCCUGAGGUGACAGACUGGCUGCCCAUCAUCGUUGGGCUCGUCUGCAUCUUCCUGGUGCUGGCCACCCUCCUCACCUUUGUCACCCUCUGCCAGCCAGUGGCGCUGGGCCGGUCCCUCUGGGGCCCCCAGGAGCACCUGCCCCACCACCCCGUGGACGCCAGCGAGCCCCAGCUGAGGCUCUGGAAGCGUCUGGGCUCCCUGAGGUGCUCCAUCAGCAGCUUCAGGAGGAGCCAGCUGGUGUCUCAGAUCCCCCUGGCCUGUCCCAGAAGCUUCUGCAGCAGCCAGGACUGGGACAUCAUGGAGUCCACCAGAAUGUGAUCUCGUCCUGCUCCUCCUUCCCAAGCUUUUGGCUCUUUUCUCAAGCAUCCCUUGGUAUCCUGAGUAGAGACCCUUUGAGCGACUCAUUUCCAGGCUCUGUGAGGUGACAGGAAAUUUUGCAAUGUCAGGUUCCCAAAUGCUUUCCAGGUUACUGCUUCCUGCCAAGGAAGGUAGAGGCAUCCAAACUACACCCACGCACAGCUACCACCAGGCAGUCAAAAAAAAAAAAAAAUCCUGCUGCUUCAUUUCUUUUGGAAAACACUGUGCAAGUUGUGCUCCACCUGAACAAACAGCCUGGAAGAGAGUGGGAGCAACCUGGCUACCUGAAGAGAGGCAGCCCAGGGCAAACCUGCUCCAUAGAAAGCAAUCCUCAGUGGAGGUUUCCCCCUGAGCUGUGCUCUGGAGCAGGUGGAGGGAGGCUCGUGUCCCCACAUGCUGCCUGGUCCCUGUCCCCCCGCUCCAUGCUGACUGAGCUGUGGGUUGCUGUGGUCGAUGCAUUCCCAUUCCUGCUCUCCGGCCCUGGUCUGCCCGGUUUUGGGAGAAAGGGAUGGGGAAACAUUUAGAAAGUCUCCUGCUGCCCUGGGGAUGUGGGGAUGCAUUGAAGGGAGAGACCUUCUGUACAAAUGGUUCACGCUGAAGGUGUAAAUUAAACUAAAGCCGGGCGAUGGCUCAUUUCUGUUUGUCUUCCGUGUUGUUCUGUGGAAAAACAGCUUCCCCCAGUUACUUCCUCUCUUUUGCCAUGGACUUCCAAGGGCAUCCCCCUCUUCUGGGAAGCGGGUUCUAAGAAAAGGCACUUUGCUGCC
Motacilla alba alba is the source of this 1284-nucleotide messenger RNA. It is a transcript of the gene C6H10orf105, whose product is annotated as chromosome 6 C10orf105 homolog. Lineage: Eukaryota; Metazoa; Chordata; Aves; Passeriformes; Motacillidae. The transcript is spliced from 2 exons. The record is from RefSeq and is a predicted model, not a curated record. Bases 77 to 481 code for a protein of 134 amino acids.